AUGGGGGCCUUGACGGUCUUGGCCUUCUGCGUGCUGGCAACCCUGCUUGCCGCGGAGCGCAGCGAGCGGCAUCUGCAGGUGUUUCUGGGGACCGAUGCAGACGAGCACCAUGGCGUCCAUAGGGCCGACACCAAGCCUGGAAGCCGCACGCACAUCGAAGAGGUCGCAGCCGGCAGCGCCACGAGGCUCGGCCCUGCCAAGUCUGAGUGUACCGGGCCGGCGGCCUUAAGGUCUGCCUUCCUGGAGCUCGGGGUCCUGGCUGAAAAGCUCACGGGUGAUCCAUGCUCCUGGCCCGGAGCCGGCUGCGAUGAAAGCGAGUGCGUGGUGAAGAUCGACUUGUCGGGGCGGCCGCUCUCGGGCCGCGUCGGAGUCCUUCCGAGGGAGCUCGAGUCACUGCGCCUUUCAAACACCAAAGUCCACGGAAACACCAGCGCCUUGCAGCACCUGAUGCAGCUGAUGCACCUGGACCUCAACAACACCCAAAUUGCCGGCAGUCUAGAGCCACUGGCUCCCCUCACGCAGUUGCGCGCCCUGCGCCUCUCCAACACCCAAAUUGCUGGCGACCUCCAGCCACUGGCUCCCCUCACCCAAUUGCAGUACUUGCACCUCCACAACACCCAAAUUGCCGGCGACCUCCAGCCACUGGCUCCCCUCACCCAGCUGCAGGACCUGAACCUCCACAGCACCCAAAUUGUCGGCGACCUCCAGCCACUGGCUCCCCUUACAAAGCUUCAGCGCCUGAGCCUCUCCAACACCCAAAUUGCCGGCGACCUCCAGCCACUGGCUCCCCUUACAAAGCUGCAGCGCGUGAAACUCUCCAACACCCAAAUUGCCGGCGACCUCCAGCCACUGGCUUCCCUCACCCAGCUGCAGGAACUGUACCUCCCCAACACCCAAAUUGCCGGCGAUCUCCAGCCACUGGCUCCCCUCACAAAACUGCAGCGCCUGAGCCUCCCCAACACCCAAAUUGCCGGCGACCUCCAGCCACUGGCUCCCCUCACCCAGCUGCGGUACCUGAACCUUGACGACACCCAAAUUGUCGGCGACCUCCAACCACUGGCUCCCCUCACACAGCUGCAGCACCUUAGCCUCUCCAACACCCAAAUUGCUGGCGACCUCCAGCCACUGGCUCCCCUCACCCAGCUGCGGGCCUUGGACCUCUUUGACACCAAAAUUGCCGGCGACCUCCAGCCACUGGUUCCCCUCACCCAGCUGCAGGACCUGGACCUCGACAGCACCCAAAUUGCCGGCGACCUCCAGCCGCUGGCUCCCCUUACCCAGCUGCAGAAACUGCACCUCGACGAGACCGAAAUUGCCGGCGACCUCCAGCCACUGGCUCCCCUCACCCAGCUGCGGGACCUGAGCCUCUCCAACACCCAAAUUGCCGGCGACCUCCAGCCACUGGCUCCCCUCACAAAGCUGUGGCGCCUGAGCCUCUCCAGCACUCAAAUUACCGGCGACCUCCAGCCACUGGCUCCCCUCACCCAGCUGCAGGACCUGAACCUCCACAACACCCAAAUUGCCGGCGACCUGCAGCCACUGGCUCCCCUCAUCCAGCUGCAGGAACUGUACCUCUACAACACCCAAAUUGCCGGCGACCUCCAGCCACUGGCUCCCCUCAUCAAGCUGCAGGAACUGCACCUCUACAACACCCAAAUUGCCGGCGACCUCCAGCCACUGGUUCCCCUCACCCAGCUGCAGUACCUGGACCUCGACAACACCCAAAUUGCCGGCGACCUCCAGCCGCUGGCUCCCCUCACCCAGCUGCAGGAACUGCGCCUCUCUGACACCAAAAUUGCCGGCGACCUCCAGCCACUGGCUCCCCUCAUCCAGCUGCAGGAACUGCGCCUCUACAACACCCAAAUUGCCGGCGACCUGCAGCCACUGGAUGCCCUCACCCAGCUGCAGUACCUGGACCUCGACAACACCCAAAUUGCCGGCGACCUCCAGCCGCUGGCUCCCCUCACCCUGCUGCAGGAAAUGUACCUCUACAACACCCAAAUGAAGGACCAGAUUGGGCGCCUUACCGGCUUGCCAAACCUGGCUGAGGCACGCUUGUUUCCUCUCAGUUGUGGGGAACUGGCGCACUGGUCGAUCUCAGCUCCACGCAAGUUCACGGGCGCCUUGCUGUUUCGUGGCGCGGCCGCCUGGCUAUCAGCCGCAGGCCGGCUGACGAAGCUUGCUACCCUCAAGCUGGCGGGCAGCCAGGCCGAGUUCCUUCCAAGCGGAAAAGAGCUCCAGGAGCUCUUCAUCGAGGACUCGUCCCAGAAGCUCCUGCCAGCACUCAUGACCUUGGUGUCAGACUGCCCUCUCAAUGGUCCUGUGGAAGACCUCCUCAUGCCGCUGGCGGCUUCAGGGCAACUCACGCGCCUGCUCGCCCAGCGUGCCAACCUCUCUGGGCAUGUGCCAGACAUAGAUUGCCUUAAGCGAGCAAGAGUAGACGGCCAAGUCUAUGAUGAGCACUGUGCACUUCCCUUGUCCAAAUCGCUGCAAGAGCUAGACCUCUCGGGCAACAAGAUUACCGGUGCGGACGCCCUGCCGGUCCAGACGUACAUCUCAUUGGCCAACAACCCACCGAUUACGUUCGCAACUGGUACUUUACAGAGUGCCCUCGAACAGAACCUUCGGCUGGACCUAGGUGGCACGGCCAUCACAAAUAUGCGGGAUGUCUCACGUCUCUUUGAGACAGGUGCCUUGCGGAUGACAGCGCAGACAACCUCGACAAAUGCCACUGGCGGUUACAGCUGCCACGACGUGACGUCGAGCUCACUGAGAAUGAGUCCUCACCUGUUUUGGCCACAAGGCCUAUGUGGCUGCACUGCGGGAUACGAAGGCAGCGGCACCGACUGCAGUGAGUGCGCCAACAACACCUUCAAUGAUGCCUUCAACAGCUCUUGCCGUCCCUGCCCGGCAAACAGCACCGCCGGCAAAGGCACUGCCUCCAUCGAUGGCUGUCGGUGUGACUUGGGCAGGAUGAUUAACGAUGCCUGCCAAUGUGACAACGGACAAGCCUUAUCCCAGCUCCUGGCAAAGCAUGUGGACUGCCCUGUCGGAAGCACCGUGGAGACGGCGAAGCCUAAGGUGGGCUACGCGCGGCUGGUCCGUCAGGCUUCCGUGGUUUUCAGGUGCUUGGAUCCGGCUGAGGAGCGGUGCAAUGCUUCAGGGAGCCCUGACAUAGGCUGCACGACCGGUGGCUACGAGGGGCCUCUCUGCAUCGCCUGCUCGGAGGGCUACCGCAGCCGCUCCCGCCAGUGCACCAAGUGUGAUGUGGCUUCCGACACCCGUGUGACAGCGGCCGGCGUCGCCACAAUGGCUGCAGUGGUAGCGGUGGUGGCAGGUGGCAUCUACUUCUGGAGGAGCCGUGCAGCGGAUUCAGGGCCGGCAGACGCAGCGCCCGUGCCGCAGGGCGGCCCUGUGCUGCUCCAGCUGUUCCAGCUGUGGGGCGUGCUGCUUGGGACCAAGGAGGUGGUGGAGGCUCUGGAGGUAGUGGAGGAAUACGUGCAGUGGCUGCAGAUGACAGCAAAGGGCUUCCGCGAUGCCAUGAGCUUGGAGUGUGCGUACGGCAGGAGCGCCCAGUCCCUAUGCGCUUUGGCUUCGCCCUGCAUCCCGCUGCUGCUGCUGGCACUGUGCAUGCCUUUGGAGGCGGUGCGGCAUGGAGCUGGCACGGAGCCCGGCGUCAGCUCGGCCCUGAAGUUGCUGACGGCGCUCUUCAUCGGGGGUGGCGAGCCUUUGCAGAAGCAUGCCUUCCGCGUGGCCUUGCCGCUUGUGAAGUGCGACGCAUGGGGCGGAGAGGCAGCUUGG
This is a messenger RNA of Symbiodinium necroappetens, 3801 nucleotides long. The record is from the annotation of a GenBank genome assembly. Lineage: Eukaryota; Dinophyceae; Suessiales; Symbiodiniaceae.